Molecule: messenger RNA, 3901 nt
Organism: Papilio polytes (common Mormon)
Lineage: Eukaryota; Metazoa; Arthropoda; Insecta; Lepidoptera; Papilionidae
Gene: Sur-8
Product: leucine-rich repeat protein soc-2 homolog
Exons: 1
Coding region: 304-2007 (567 amino acids)
Molecular function (GO): protein binding
Source: RefSeq, a predicted model, not a curated record
UAUAAUUUUUCAAUUCAAAGCACAAAUGUAUUGAGUUUUCAUUAUUUUUAGAACAACGUAUUUUGUUGUUUAAGUAUUCCUCGUCGGAGGCAUCAGUAAAACAAACUUCAUUACAUAUCUUCAAAGUAAAUCGGUAAACAAGUUUUUUUGCGGUGACUGACAAUUUCCAUAUUGAAGUGAACUAGUAUUGAUUAGGUUUAGUGCAAAAAGAUGAAGAGAAUGGUACGGGAGUUUUAAAACGCUAAUCGCCCAAUUACAUUCCAGUAAUAAACUGUAUUGAAAGUAAUUGAUAAAAUUAUCGGAAUGAAUCUCGAUAACUCGUCGAGAGAAAAUUCCGAAGCCUUGGACUCCAUCGGGACAGUAAGUCCGAGAGAAAAAUAUCACAGUAUGAGAGAAAAGAAAUUAUCAACUGCUUCACUAACAAACUCCGAAGGAGCACGCCCGAAAGUGGUAACCGUGAAACAUCCUGAGUCAAACAAGCCUAAACCUACAGCCAAGAAGAACAAACCUAUUCAAGCUGAUUUAGAUGUCAUCAAAGAGUUUAUGCGAUGCCGUGAGGAAGGCGUUAAGCGACUAGAUUUAAGCAAAUCCAGCAUCACUUCUCUACCCCCUAAUGUCAGAGACCUGACACAUCUGGUUGAAUUUUAUCUAUAUGGAAAUAAACUAGUUGCUCUUCCAGCUGAAUUUGGUUGUCUCACAAAUUUGCAGACACUAGCACUGAAUGAAAAUUCUUUAACAAGCUUACCUGAUUCCCUUGCAAAUUUAAAAUGCCUUAAGGUAUUAGAUUUGCGACAUAACAAGUUAAGUGAUAUACCAGAUGUUGUAUACAAGUUGACAUCACUGACAACACUGUUUCUUCGGUUUAACAGAAUCCGAGUUGUUUGUGAUGGAAUUGCCAAUCUUACUAACUUAACUAUGCUCAGUCUGAGAGAAAAUAAGAUCAAAGAAUUGUCUUCUGGGAUUGGUAAACUUGUUAAUCUGGUAACAUUUGAUGUUUCCCAUAACCACUUGGAACAUUUACCUCAAGAAAUUGGAUUUUGCAUUAAUUUGUCUACUCUUGAUUUACAACAUAAUGAUUUACUGGAUAUACCUGAAACAAUAGGUAACUUGCAGUCACUGACUCGUCUUGGUCUUCGUUACAACCGACUGACUGCCAUUCCUGCAAGCUUAAGCAACUGCAUACAUAUGGAUGAGUUCAAUGUAGAAGGCAAUUCUAUUUCACAACUCCCUGAAGGGUUGCUUUCUAGUCUUAAUGAAUUGACAAGCAUUACACUCUCUAGAAAUUCCUUUAUGAGUUACCCCUCUGGGGGACCUGCUCAAUUUACUAAUGCAUUUUCUAUAAAUCUAGAGCACAACCAAAUUGAUAAAAUACCAUAUGGUAUAUUCUCUAGAGCUAAAAAUUUAACCAAACUGAAUAUGAAAGAGAACUUGUUGACAUCUCUUCCACUUGACAUUGGAACAUGGAUCAAUAUGGUGGAGCUGAAUUUAGGCACAAACCAAUUAUUAAAAUUGCCUGAUGAUGUUCAAUGCCUUCAGAAUUUGGAAGUAUUAAUACUAUCCAACAAUUUGUUAAAACGAAUCCCACCCAGUAUUGGUAGUCUAAGAAAACUUAGAGUCUUAGACUUGGAGGAGAACAAACUGGAAGUUCUGCCAAAUGAAAUUGGAUUUUUGCAUGAUUUGCAAAAAUUGAUUGUUCAAUCCAAUCAGCUAACUACAUUGCCUCGAUCUAUUGGUCAUUUGAUCAAUCUCACAUUUCUUAGUAUUGGUGAGAAUAACUUGCAGUAUUUGCCAGAGGAGAUUGGCACACUUGAGAACUUGGAGUCAUUAUAUUUGAAUGAUAAUCCUAAUUUAUGCAACUUACCAUUUGAGCUAGCUCUUUGUGUGAGCUUACAGAUAAUGAGUAUUGAGAAUUGCCCUCUGACUGCUAUUCCACCUGAGGUGGUGUCGUCUGGUCCAUCAUUAGUUAUUCAGUAUUUGAAAUCCCAGGGCCCGUAUAGGGCCAUGUGAUAUCAGGAAGAUAAAAGCCUAAUGAACGAGGGCAUUUAAACUUGAAAGAGCGGGAUUACUUCAAAAUAUCUCCAGCUUAACUUGAAUUUUUCGACAAUGAUUAGAAGUCAUGUCUGUUAAAUGGAUGUGUAGUUACAUUAAUUGAUUUAUCUCUGAAUGUUUCUAAAGUUUUACAGUGUUUUUGAAGGAUUGCUUAAAUUUAAAUGCUCAUGUCAUAUUUCUACCAGUAUUCUGUUUAUAGUUGUAAUAUUUAUAUCUUUGUAUUCUAUAAUCAAUGUUUUUAUUUAGACUAAACUCUUAAAUAAAUAAUGAAUUAUGUGUAAGAAAAAUAAUAAAAAAAAAAAACAAAAAUAAUCAUCGAUGUUAGUAUUUAUGUUGAUAAUGUAUUUAUGAUGUACAUAUGUAAUGUGUAAAUGCAUUGUUUUCGUAACCAUAGGUUAUUUGAGUCUACAAUAGUUCUCCUGAGAAGAUUUUCUCUUAUUGUUACUAAGUACAUGUGGCCAAAUUAUAUGACAUGCUUUACUACUCUGCGAUUUGCUUAAAACCAAUAUUUAAUAGUUAGAAGUCUUCUGUUGUGAACUUGUAUUUUAAAAUAUUUGUGUAUAAAAGACUUUUUCAACAUUAUUAAUUAAGAUAUUGAAUAUAGCAAAAAUCAGUUUUUUUUAGUCAACAUACAAUAACCUUUUGGUUAAAGUACUUUGUUUUAGCUUUUUUAAUGUCAACUGAUCUAAGAUCAAAUGUAGUGUAAGUUUAUAUUAUUCUAGUUUGUUGCAUUUAUUAAUUGUAUGUUGAUAUCUUUUGGACUUGUAAGUAGUUUUUUAUUGCUUUAAAAUUGAAUUUUGUAAACUACCCCCAAAUUAUAUAUGCUGUAGGGUGAUCUCUAAUAGUCGCAAAUGUGAAGGAUAACAAAUCCUUUAAGGAAGUUAAAAGUUUUCUUAUUGCUUUACAAUGAGAUUGAGUAAUAUCAAUUUAAACUUUAUUAAAUGUGUAGAAUUACCUUACUUUUACUCUAAAUUGGUUAUAUAUCUGUAAUGUACCAUCCAAAAUUUGACAUUAAAUGUUUGUUGAUGUGGUUUUCAAAUGUUAUGAAAUUUCAAAUGAAUUUAGUAUUAGAUUUUUCUAUUGUAGUAAAUAAUGUUCUUAUGUAUUAAAAUAUUGGACUCGCUUUGCCAGACCCUCAAAUGUAAAUAUUAUUUGCUUCUACAUGGGUCUAUUUCGUGUGCGCGUCAAAAGUGACCACUUUACACAUAAUGCCAAUUGUCCUGUUAACUUUAGGAGUCGUAACUAUUUGGUAUGUGGAUAACGUUCAUUAGUACGACCGGUGUGAGUCAAACUGAAUUUGUGUCAAUGCAUUUAUCAUACCUUUUUACUACUAGCUUUAGUAUAUUUGCAGUCAUAUCUGUUAUAAAAAAUUUAAUAUGUUCUAUAGAUUGCUUCAAUCGAUUCCAAAUAAUUGAUUUUUAAUUCUAAUGAGAUUUUAUCCAGUGUUUUUCAUUUUUAUCGUAAUGUUAAGUAUUUAUUCAUAUUUUAAUCACAGUUAUCGUAAUAACUGAUUAAACAUGUGUAUUGUAGAAUUUUUGCUUUUGUAAUAUGUAGUCACGUAAUUUAUAUGAUAGUAGAAAUUAAACUCUGCUUUGUGUACCUCUAUGUGUUUGAAAAUAUUUAGACCAAUGCUUUACAUGAAAAAAAGUAGUAUAAUUGAAGAUUUUGAAAACACUGGAUAAACUUUUCCGGUCCCAAAAAAUGUAACUAACAAAAGAAUAUUCAUAAGGACGAAAAUGAUGAAACAUAAGUAUUGUUAAAUUAAUUUUUAUGUAUGCUUUUUACAGCUUUAUUUAGAGUUUAGAGAUGAACUAUAUAGGUUUUCCACUAUUAGCUAUUGUUUAAUGACAUG